Amoebophrya sp. A120 is the source of this 8161-nucleotide messenger RNA. NCBI's taxonomy places the organism in Eukaryota, Dinophyceae, Syndiniales, Amoebophryaceae. The record is from the annotation of a GenBank genome assembly.
GUGGCUUCCGAAUGGCGGACGAACAUUCUGUUUUUGAAGCUCGUGAAGUAUAAAAUCUGUCGUGGUGCUUUCUCAUUCUCGCUGAUUCGCUCUCGUACUGGAAGAAGUUUCUAGAGGCAGGCACUUACUUUCUUUUAUCUGUGGAAAUCUGUUCUUGGCACUUACCUUCCAAGCGUGGCUUCGUUAUUCUGUGCAAGCUUUAGCUCUAAGACUGUAAAAUCGACGAAGGAAAAGAGCCGCGAAUUAGCCAGGGAACUGCAUCUGCGGCAACGACACUGCAGUCGACGGACGCCCGCGUGCGAUUGCGGCAGUGCAUUCGUAGCUAGCCCUGCAGUCUUCAUCCCAGUUUGGACGGUCACACACUGUAUUCAUUGAAUUUGGCCCGCCUGCUGGAGGAUCGAGGAGAACAACUCGCAGAAUGAGUAGCAGUGAUCACCAGAGACAGCCGGCUCCCGCGGCGCCCGCACCUCCACCUGAAACGCGGAGGUCGGCCCCGGCCAAGGCUAAAGCGAAACCUCCACCGCCGCGCGCUUCCCGCCCGUCAGCGAAUGCGGCCCUGGAGGCCCACCGGCGGAAGCUCGAAAUGGGGCGGCAGAAACGCAGCGAGUCAACCUUUCUCGCGGAAAAAAAUAAGAGCCUCGCUGAAAAAAAGAAAAGCCUCGCUGAAAAAAAUCCGAUUCUCAAGCCGGAUUUCGAUAAGCCCUAUUCGAGGACGUCGAUGGAGGCCGAGGCUGCUGCACUGGCAGCGGCUCAGAUUGCGCGGAUGAAGGCCGCACAGAAUCCCCCGAGGGGCGCACCCCGCCGCCCCACAGAUGCGGAAAUACAAGCGGCGUGCGACCGGCGGAAGACGGAAGAAGCUGCGAAGGCUGCGAGGAGAGAGUCGCAUGCUGCGAGGAAACAGUCCUCAGCGGCGGGAAAGCAGUCCGAAGCGGGGCGGCAAUUGCUUUUGGACGAUGCGAUCGAGGAGUUUUCGGAAAUGUCCGUGAACGAAGCCCCGGCCGAGAAGGACCAAGACGGGUACUGGGUGUACGGAAAGCUGCCGCCCAUCGAGUUCUGGCUCCCGCUGGUAAGUACGAACUACUUUUUUUAGUGUGCACUCGCACCAGCAAAAAGUUUCAGAUCAAUCAUCAGAGCAGAAGUGAUAGAUACGUUUGCAAAAGAGGAUUGUCAGUCGUGAGCAAAAGCAUGUUGGCAACAGGGGAUCGAUAUGAAUAUUUGAUCGACAACGUGACACUGACUACAGGGCGUGCAGGGGAAUAUUAAAAAAGGACAAUAUUGGCAGAAUCCCAGAGGUGAAAUCUGGGGAUUCUGCGAAAAGCAGCCAGAUGAUCCAGGAGAGGGCGCACUCUGGGACCUCCUCCGCGAGCUAACGCCAGACGUGAAAGAGCCCAGCGUGCCGAAGUCCAUUCUACCCAAAUUUUUGGAAGAGCUGCGGCCCCCGUUCAUUUCUGAAAUAACUUGCCCUGCAACGGCAACACGCGGUCCCAUCAUCGAGGGCUGGAGGGACGAAGACGAAGAAAAUGUUGGUUCCAGCAGCAGUAGCAGCAGCAGCAGUUCGAAUGCUCGUGUUGAGCAGGCGCGUCGACAGGGGGAAGUACUAGGUCAGCGGAACAACAAUGAUGCAAAUGCCAGCUCACGACCUCAAGGUGGUCCAUGGGACCACGGCCAAAUUCCUAAAAGCGCGCCGGAGUCACAAGUUUCCGGAGAAGAGCAAGAUCAUGCAAGACAAGCGCCCGCUGCGGCAUCAAGUAAACAGGGCACGACAAGCGAAAGCCCUGCAAGCUCUGCCCCGGGCGUAGUUGCUGCGCAGAGCAGCCUUCACUCUCCGCAAUCAGAAGCAGUUCCUGGCGACACGGCGAAUACAAGUAGAAGUCAGCUGCAGUCCCCGGUUGGGGAAGAAGAUGUACUAGUGAUGGAGGAGGUCGUUGAUGAGGAGGUCCCCACGCCGGAGCAGGGAAGUAGAGAAAUUGUAGAGGAGGAAAUUGUGGAAGAAGAAAUCAUUGAGGAAGAGCACUACGGCGGGUACAAUACCCCGGCUUCUUCCCUGGGCUUACCGCCAUCAAGCAGCCAUUCCAACGCGCUGUUGCCGCACGAAACCGCAAAUGCGCGUAUUUUCAACAAAUGUCGCAAGUUUUGAAAUUCGAAGUCCUCGUCGCGUUAUUUUGCUGUACUACGGUUCAUCUGUUUACGGCUCGGCUUGUGCAAGUUUCGAUAAAAUGCGCCACCUAUAAAACAAAUUGCAGUCCUCUCGAUACCAACUCAAAAAAAAAAAAAACUAGCUUUCGACGUGGCUUCAUCCGUAAACGGAACGCACCGGGCGCCGAGCACGAUUGCGGGCUCGUUCGCAAACCCCUACCCUUCGGGCAGCACGGCGCGCGACGAUGCGUCGGUCGCCUCUUAUCAGACAUACGGCUCAAAUUAUUUCGGCGCGAAUCAAGAAAUGGCGCCCCCCUCGUCCGCAGAACGGCGGAACGCAAAACGCCCUUCGUUUAAGGAGGAGCUGAUCGAGGAGGAGAUCGUCGAAGAGGAGGUCGUGCCAGAUCAGGCAGACAACCACUCCUACUACGGGAGCGCAGCGCCCUCGCACUGGACCUUUCUGAACAACGACCAGCAGUCCUCGUACCAGUCCCACGGGUGGGGCAACAGCAAGCCGAGCUGGUUGCCCCACGACGCGCAGAUGGCGGAGGACAACAUCUCAAACCCCGAGUCCAUGCUGCCCGGCGCGCUCGACGACGUCGGCAGCCUGUACGACGGCGAGGCCGGAGCCUUCGGCGCGAAAGACGCGCAGGACGGGUGGAACGACGGCAGUAAGAGUUACGGCGAAUCGAACAAGUCUAUCGUGCCCGCGUCACAGGAAGCGAAGGACUGGCGCAGCAAAUAUGAGGAUGUCGAUAACUUCGCGGACCUCGUUGCCUACGGGGAAGGCCAGAAGCGAGAAGCCCCGGAGGAUAUGUCCAAAGACCCACUGGUCGCGAGCACCGAGAACCUGAAGAAAUUCGCCCACCGCCGACCGCAGUUCAAGCUGGAUCAGCAAUUUUUCUUGGAAAAGUUUUGGAAUCACUGCGGAAAGGGCGGUGCAGAGCUUGUUUCUUUUUUGCAUCGAGUUUGUUUUUGAGCAUGUAGCAUCAAUAGAUACGUCUUGCUGUUUCUUAUGUGUAGAUCUUAUGAUAGAUCUUUUUGUCAUCCUUGCCACAGGUAUCCAAAACUCGUGUCUUACGCGGAGCGAUCUGUACCGCAUCAAUCAGUUUCCGGAUCCAGAACGCACCAGCUUGGCUGUCGGAAUGUUUGUACGAGUGGCUGCAGACGCAGAGAGCGCACGUACGUUUUUGAUUCUUUUUGUCCUCUGCUCGACGUAAAAACUGGAAGUCGAAGUCCUGGAGAGUCGAAAAUCAAUUUCUUGUGAAUGCCAAUUUCUUGUUGCGUAAAAGUUAAAGCUCAAAAACCAAAAAACGAGCGUGACCCGCAGUUGUGGAGAAGUUGACUGACAAUAAAUUCUCUAGGUAAAGAGGAGGAGAGUAAGAUGCUGGAAGGAAUUGGGUACGGUAUGGAGAUGGAUUUUCUUCAGGGCAAGGACGACAGUUGGAAGAACGAGCUCUGCUGGAAGUGUGCAAACUGUGAAGCUGGAGACUGCGAGUACGGGGAUGUCCUCUCCGACAAAAAAGACGAGGAAAAAAAGUACCAACUGCACCGAUGGGGUUUGGAGUCCUUUCUCACGCAUGGGUACUCCGUGCACAAACAGGGAAACACGUUGUGGAUUUUGAAAAAGGAACGCAACUUCAAGGUCUCAGAGCGUCCUCGAGACUCGCUGGCCUCUACGUCGCAGGACAUAAAAGUAUCAAAGAUGAGAUCGUCGUGUUUCGGUUUCUUCCGAAGUGCACAAUGAACAAUAAAAAAAGCACAAUAAAAAAAGCAUCUUCACGUAUCAUGAUUUUAUUGUAUGUAGUGAGGUCACCGAACGGUUCUAACCAGGGAGUUUUUUUGACAGCUACCCUGAAAAACGACCGGCAGUUUUCAAGCGGCCGGAAGCGUUUUUUGACAAAAAAAGUCUUCAAUUAUCAAGCCUCCGGGGCUUUGCCAACAAACAAGCCCGGUCGAAAACUAUCGAUACGCACUUGAUAAAACGACGCAGGGGAGCCGGCAAAAGGGGCGCCCUUCUGAGGCGCCCACCGCCUUAGUUUCUGGCGAUUUGGGUCGCCCAAAAAGGAGCGCGCAAAAAACGCGCCCAAAAUCAGAACAGCGAAACAGCAUGGCACGGCCGCGAUUUCGGAGCAUUUUGGGCGGCCGCGAAAGCCGCCGCCUUUUCGCCGGUUUCAGAGCCUGGGAAGCUUUGCAAAAAGCGCCGGCGAGAAAAGUAAAAACCCAAAAGAGAAAAAGCGCGCCAGACGCGCAAAGCCAAUCCGCAUGCUAUGGGCCCGAUUUUUCUUCGCUUUUUGGGCGCCCCCCUUGGCGCCCGGAUCGGCCCCAUAGCAUGGGGGCUGGCUUUCGGAAAGGAAUCGCGGAAAUUUGCCAAAAUUUGCGAUGUUCACCAAGCGGCCGCCAUACCGUGCGGCCUAUCGUUACUCGGGACGGUAUGGCGAGCCCAGAAAAAGCAAAGCCGCGGCCAAGGCGACGGCCGGCAAGAAAACGCCCACGACCUCACUACCUCCGCCCCGGCGGCUAUAUUUGGUACCAUCCGAAAGAGUUCCGUGCGGUGCGAUUGCUUCAUGAAUUCACAUCUCAACAAAAACCCUCGAAGGUGGAUCGCAUCCCGCUGCGCGGCGAGUACUACGAGAACAACGCGAACGGUGGGGCGGCGAACUGCCUGGCCCGGAUCGUGGACUUCCGGCACGGGGAGAAGGAGUACAGCUGCCAGUUCGGGGAGGAGGGAAAGACCCGCAAGUGCAAUGCCGUGGUGACCGCGGUGCGCUACCCGUGGACGGACCUUGGCGACAUUUUGCCCGAGAACAAGAAGUGCACGGUAAUCACGAAGCCCAUCUCCGUCAUCGUGGACGACGACGAAGUCCCCAAGGCCGAAGUGACCAAUUUCCUCACCAUGGAGUGGUUCCAGCGGGGCUGUACGGGUUUCGACUGGGAAACGGACGAGAAGCUGGUGAGGUUUACCUCCCAAAUGGACGGGGAGACCGAGGUCCGGGUGGACCGGAACCGGAGCGAGCGGGACCAGAUGCACGAGUACCCGCCCUGGCACAAGAAGAUAAUCGUGCGCAACUUCGUCUUCGACGAGGAGAAGACCGCCCGGGUGCUGGUGCAAAGGCCGGAACACCGGUUCAUCACGCCCUCGUUCCGACUGAAGGAAUUGGAGCACGACGAGCGCGCGCACGCGCAGCAAAUCGCAAAGUGUGAGGACACCGCGACGGUGAUAAACAUUCAGGAGGAAAGGCAGCUGCUUGUCGACACUGUUCUGCCGCCGGUCCUCGCGGCGGUGAAGAAAAACCGGCAGAAGUUCGAGGCCGACGAGCGCAUGCAGGCGAUCUGCAUGAUCAACGAGCGCAACAUGCGGAAUCAGGACAUCUUGGACCACCGGCGCGCGGAAGCGGAAAGGUCCGCCGUGGUCAAGCAGCAACAACUGAAGAAGGAUCUGGAGUUUGCGAAACAGCACAAUUUGCCCAGUACUCUUUUAGAAACGGAAAAGACCGCCAAGCCGGCGGAGCUCAACCCCUUCGCGCGCAAGGACUGCCACCCACGGCACAUGUGGCACAUGGAGACAUGCAAAAAGAGCGUGCGCGAGGUGAUCGUAAAGCGGCGCCGAGAGCAAUGGAUCCGGGAGGGCAAAGACCCGGCGGUCUUUGACCGCAUGAUCGUCCAGGAGAAGAUGCGCCAGGAUCAGGCGGAGUUUGGCAUCGAUGAGGAGGACGAGGCAUUGUUGCUCCAGCAGCAGCAGCGGCGGAAGCGGUCGAAGAGCAAGGAGCCCCUACUUCCACAGGGUUCCCCGACGAAGAAAAAGCUGAAGUCGGAGCGGAAGAAGAGCGACCUCGAUGGAGGUGCAGCCGGGUUUUUAUCCGAUGAGGAUGAAAAUAAGGUGCGAAGGGCCGAUGGAAAUAAGUCGCCGGUGCGCGGCGGGGGCCUCGUCGGGGGUGGGUACUCAGAGUUUCGGGAGAAGGAAGAAAAAAUGUCGUCACGGAAAUCUCGAUCGAAAGAAAGGUCACCGCGUGGAAAGGCUUCGCCGAACAAGAAAAGAACAGGCUCGAAGGACAGCAGAAGAAGUCGCUCGAGAGGCAGGAGAAACUCCGAGAGCGACGGGGAUGCCGAUGAUGAGGUAAGGACUUGAAUUGGCUGCUGUUGUGGCUGUGUGUUUCUUUUGCAUGAUGUACAGAGGCGAUGUUUGCAUUGUGGCGUUACUUGAAAAUUUUCAACACUUUCCAUUCGACAUUUCAUUGUCAUGAUGAUUCUGUUGUCGGCUAUGAUCCAACAGGGUAGCCACGAGCGGGGUGACAAGGCUGGAACGUCGUCGAAUCAACUGCAAGAUGACCUGGACGAGAUAUUUGGCGAAGGUCUUGAGCCAGAUCUGGACGUUGCGAAUAAAGCGGAUGCGAACGAGAUGAAUGCAAACGUGGAUGUUAGCCCGGGUGGAGCCAACAUCAGCAAGUUACAGCAAAACGCGGGGCUGACCAAACAAGUCGAGAAUAAUCCCAGGCCCAAGAAGAAGAAAAACAGGGUUCCGACCUUUUACGACGUGACGAAUAGGAGGCACACGUCGACGAAAAUUUUUCAAACGACCGAAAACCCGACCAACCUUGCGGAGCAGGUCGGCGGCGAGCAGCUGUGGGACGAAUUACAGGCGGUGAUGCGCGUAACGGGCGACGAGGAUGUGGCGCGCAUUCCGAAGCUGACGAAAUUGUCCACCCUGUCGACGGACAGUGAGAACAGCGAUGAGGGCAAGCGUGAGGGGAAAGGCAAGGGAAAUGACAAACAGGGAUCGCUGUCUUCCGAGAGCGGGUCUUUCGAUCAGGCGAAAAACAACGUGGUGGAUGAUGACGAUGACGUGCUGGAUUUGGAGGCCAUGCGUGACCCGGCCCGGGAGUUUGUGGACCUGGAUGUUACGACUGUGGACGAAGCGCCGGGAGAUACAAAUGCAGAAACAAAAAGAGAGAACUUACCGGAAGACGACGACUUCAAACUGGACUCGGCGCGGUCUUCGAAAGAGGAUGAGAGUUCCGAAUCGAACCCGAAAACGUUGUCACCGAAGUCCGCAAAGGAAACUGCUUCCGACGGUCCACCGUUAGCCGAUGUGCUGCAGGCCAUCCAUAGCGGUGCGAAUAUGAAACAAUUUUACGAAUCGUGGAAAAGCAGCAGCCUUGCGGAGGGUAUGUUUUGAUGAACCAGCUUAGAGUUAGAAUCGUCAUAGAAGCGAACGUUUUUUGGCUUGUUUUGUGCAAGUUUUUUCACACUGUCGGCGCGCUCUUUGAGAUUGAGCCCAGACGUCCACCGGUUACAAACAGUUUUAUUCAUGUCUCUGACAGGUACAUCCGUCGGGGGUGCGUGAAUCUCGAGGUCUCGCUGAUUCUUGUUACUCCAUGAGGCCCUACAGAUGCUCUUCGCCUCCGCAGCUCUACCGAAUUGCCCAGACCACUGCUUGCGGUAUCAUCUUGGAGGACAAGGUUUGUUGCUCCUAGUCAUGAAGGCUAUGGGUAUCACAGGCCAACGUGAUGCAGCUAAAGCAGUAGAUUUCAGGGGGAUUUUCAUAUCUAAUAAAUUUUCGGUUGCAGGGAACAAAAGGUUCAUAAGUAGUGCGAAACAAAUUAUGAUGGUACACACGAAAACAUAAAAAAAGAAGUGUUCAUAGAUACUAGGCUUAGGACAAAAGUCAAGAGAUAUAGGUAAGCCAAAGAGUCAUGUAAUACGUAGUCGUGGUAGUAAGGUAGUUCUAUGUCUUUUUGAGGGACCACGACUACGAAGCUCAUUGUUGUCUCGUGUCCAUCGAGGGUCCAUCAACGAGUUAGGUAGGCGUUUACCCCUGCUCUUUAACGCCUUUUCUUCAACAAGCUGUGAAAAAAACAGUGCUUCUGAUUCAAAUAGUUCUGCAAUGAGACGGGGUUUUGGUUGAAAUAUCGCUAGAGAAAAAGCGGAAUUGUGCCUUCAAGCAUGCAGCCGUUGUUUGCUAAGAGGAACAGAUUCAAAUGUCUUUUACCUUGCGUAUGUUCUUUUGCAAGGUAACAAACGUAUU